AAUCAUUAUGUUGACUUUGAAAUACAAGUGAAGGAUGUUGGGAUGGACAAGUACAACAAGAGUAGUUCCUGCCAUCUUCCCCUUCCGGCCUCUUCGCUCACAUUCUCUAACCUGAGUGGUAACAAGUAUUACGAGGCGUAUAAUUUAUGGGCUACUUUGGUGAAUUGCUCAAAUGAAGUGAAGAACCAGUCUAGGCAUUACUACAGGUACAUCGAUGACUACUACUAUGACUACAUGCCUGUGUCUUGCUUGAGCGACAACAACAGCAGCUCCUUCAUCUACCUCAUCAUAUCAAAUAAUAGAAAACAGCCAACUGAUAUAUGCAAGCUCCUAGACCAAGGGUUCAGUCUCCAUCGGAGACAGUUGAUAAUUCCAAAUUCCAUCCGACUUUGCUUGAAAACGUCAUUAAGGGAAACUCAUCAGUAUAUCAUCAACCAAAAAAUUCCAAUCAAAAAACGAAUUCGAUCACUUGUACAUGGAAUGGAGUCCAAUUUUCUUGGCUGCAUAGAUAUCUGGGAUCAUGAUCGAAAGCAUUUCUAUUUUGUGAUAUCAAUUAUAUACCUUAUGAUAGUAUUGUUGCAAAUUGCCAAAGCACUAAUAGUGUUUGCAGUGUUGGGAAGAUGUGUAAUUGCGCCACUAACUAUAUAUACUUUCCUUUCUUACAAAUUGUACCAAAUGAUGUCAUCCGUCGAUAUUGUGGAGAAAUUCCUAAGGAACCAACAAACUCUUAUACCAACUAGAUAUUCAUACACCGAUAUCAUCGCCAUGACCAGCCACUUCAAAGAGAAACUAGGCCAAGGAGGAUUUGGUUCUGUUUUUAGUCGACUUCCUUGGGAUCGGCUUGUUGCUAUCAAGAUGUUGACUAAUUCCAAGUACAAUACCGGUGAAGAUUUUAUUAAUGAAGUUUCAACUAUUGGCAGGAUUCACCAUAUAAAUGUGGUGAAACUAAUUGGUUUUUGUUCAGAUGGUAUGCAAAGAGCUCUGGUGUAUGAGUACAUGCCCAAUGGUUCCCUUGAUAAGUUUAUCUUCUCAUCCAACAAUGGCCCCAAUCACAAAUUUUCUCUAGACAAACUAAUUGAUAUGGCAUUGGGAGUUGCUCGAGGACUGGAUUAUCUGCAUAAAGGAUGUGAUAUGCAAAUUCUACAUUUUGAUAUCAAACCGCAUAACAUUCUUUUAGACCAUAACUUUAAUCCAAAAGUUUCCGAUUUUGGUCUCGCAAAACUAUAUCCUAAGAACAAUAGCUUGGUAUCACUCAGUGUUACAAGGGGAACUAUAGGAUAUAUUGCUCCAGAGUUGAUAUCAAGAAGUUUUGGUGUUAUCUCUCACAAGUGUGAUGUUUAUAGUUUUGGUAUGUUACUUUUAGAAAUGGCUGGUGGGAGAAGGAAUUCAGAUCCAAGAGUAGAGAAUACAAGCCAAGUUUACUAUCCUUCAUGGAUUUAUGACAAACUUAUUGAAGAUACUAUUGACCAUAAUGCGAUAGAAAUGGAUACAAGCAUUGCAAUCGAUGAAAGAGAAAAGAAGUUAUGCAUGAUAGGCUUGUGGUGCAUACAGAUGAGACCAUCAGAUCGGCCUUCCAUGUGCAAAGUGAUACAGAUGUUAGAAGGUGACAUUAGUAGCUUGCAAAUGCCGCCCAAGCCAUUUUUUUCAGAACCGAGUCAAAUACAUUCAAAGGUGUCAUAUUUAAACACUGAUGAUGGAGAACUGACUACCAUUUCUGAAGAUGCUGAUGAAUUAAAUUAAGGAGAGUUAUUUAUUUAUUUAUUGGUAUUGUAUGGUUAUUAGUGUUUUGUGAUCUUCUAAAGACAUGUAAUUGGAAACAAUA
This is a messenger RNA of Dioscorea cayenensis subsp. rotundata (Guinea yam), 1822 nucleotides long. Its product is annotated as rust resistance kinase Lr10-like. Gene Ontology annotation, biological process: protein phosphorylation. Gene Ontology annotation, molecular function: protein kinase activity; ATP binding. The record is from RefSeq and is a predicted model, not a curated record. Lineage: Eukaryota; Viridiplantae; Streptophyta; Magnoliopsida; Dioscoreales; Dioscoreaceae.